Gekko japonicus is the source of this 819-nucleotide messenger RNA. Its product is annotated as mas-related G-protein coupled receptor member H-like. Lineage: Eukaryota; Metazoa; Chordata; Lepidosauria; Squamata; Gekkonidae. The record is from RefSeq and is a predicted model, not a curated record. The coding region runs from base 1 to 819 and encodes 272 amino acids. Gene Ontology annotation, cellular component: membrane. Gene Ontology annotation, molecular function: G protein-coupled receptor activity. Gene Ontology annotation, biological process: G protein-coupled receptor signaling pathway. The transcript has a single exon.
AUGUUCAUCAUCUGCAUUUUCGGAGCCAUGGGGAACGGGAUUGUCAUCUGGCUUCUCGGCUUCCGUAUUAAGAGGAAUCCUUUCAGCACCUACAUCUUGAACUUGGCCGUCGCUGAUUUCGGGGUCCUCCUAACAGCUAUAUUUUUUGUUGUUUAUUCUUGGGUUGGAUUUAUUCAUGAUACUCUCAUUAUACUCUUUGUCUUCUUUUUCCUAUUCCUAUCGACAUACAGCAGUAGUCAAUUUCUGCUGACGGCUAUCAGCAUCGACAGGUGUGUGGCCGUCUUCUUCCCACUUUGGCAUCGAUGCCACCGGCCACCACAUUUGUCUACUAUUGUAUGUGCACUAAUUUGGGUCCUCUCCUUCCUGUUUACCGCGGUUACCUACACUCUUCUGCUUCUUAAUUUAGAGGGGGAAAAGAUGGCAGGGUGUAUUCAGUUUAUUGUGAAUGCUGUGCUGUGCCUCCCGGUCAUGACGAUUGCCACUGUGGCCCUCUUCAUCAAAAUCUGUUUGAAAGCACGACAGCAUCGGAGGGGGAAACUUUUGACCAUCAUCUUACUCACCCUUCUCUUCUUCCUCCUCUUUGCUUUUCCAUUGAAUGUCAUGUUCAUCCUCUGUAUUUUCAAUCACUUACCAUUAUACGCAUCAGACAGUGCACUGCUAUUUGCCUGUUUAAAUAGCAGUGUAAACCCAGCUAUUUAUAUUUUGGUUGGGAGGCAAUGGAAGUCUACACAGAGGGAGAACAUGAAGAUGAUCCUCCAGAAGGUUUUCAAAGAGGAAAAAAGUUGUACGGAUGGAACCCGAGUUGAAACCCAGUUGUGA